UAUAGUGAUCCACCGAACGGCAAACUUGUUGGAACAAAUAUGUACGAAGGAUCUAACAGGACUCUUCAAUGUAACGCUUUCUAUGCUCCGCUAGACGUCAAUAAUAUAACAAGCCAAUGCAAGAAUGGCCAAUGGACAAAUACUACACACUGUUUAAAGGUUCCGUGUGAUGGAAAAUGGAAACACGUUCUUACCACGAGCAAGACAGGACAAGACAUGUUCGGGUCGAAAACCAGCAUGAAAAUCGCCGUCGUAUCCGGCUCUGACGUCAGAAUUCUCCUGACGUCAAGCAGCUACUUAACCAGCGUUCAAAACAUCCGAACGAUUGACGAGAAUGUCUGCGGCCAGGCUCUGUUGAACAUAAGCUAUGAUUCCUCACGGGACAAGGCAUAUUGGUGGUUUUUGAACGUGUGCACAACGGGUCAGGUUCAGAUGAGCCGCUUUUACGUUGGUACCAACGUUUCAAACGGCAUUACUAAAGACAGCUAUGAAAUUAAAUGGUUUAUCAGGGACUUCACGGAAAAGGUAUUGAGUCAUAACAACAACGGAAUCGCCAUUUCUGGAAGUGUCAGCGAAUUCAUCGAUGAUGUAGAAGUAGGAAGUGAUGUACGCUUUGUGACUGUUCGCUUUGUGACUGAUAUUUAUGCGGCCACCAUGAACAGUGUACAGAUUGGCGCUAAGAAGAAUCUGGUCGUUGGACAAGCUCUCUGGCACGUCAGCCAACAUCAUAUAUCAUCUAACAUGGAGUUCCUGGGCAACGCCUAUUGGUGGUUCACGAACUGGGCCACUGACGGCUUUAUGGCCGGCUCCCGUUGGCGGGUAGGGGACCACAUCAGUAUCGGAGAGUCCAAUGAGACAUGCGCUUUGACAUGGUACACCGACACCUGCUGGAUGCUGGCGUAUCAACAUGACGAAUCCGGAAAAGAGGUGAAUGGGUCACUCGAUUUGCUUCGGUCAGCUGUAUUGCGAGGGCACCGAGUCAAGGUCAUGUUUGACUCUAUUUCCGCCGAACCAGAUGAAGUAUCAAUGCAAGGUGGCCACGUGAGCGCCGUAUUGAUAAGCAUGGUGGCAAAAAGCUCUAACGACAUCCGGGCAUUCAACGAACGCGGAAUAUGGGACUGGAGAAUAUUGACAACGACGGGAACAGAGACAACACUUCGAGUUAACGUUGGUGGAUACGCCGGACAAGGUCGAACAACUGGAAAGAAAGCUGUAAGCUGGUUUAUCGACACACAUUCAUGGGUUCAGGUCCUUGUUAACAGCAAGACUGGGACUGUUCUGUCUGGAAGCAAAGCGGCGCUUAUCAGCGCAGUGCAGUCCGGGGCUAGGGUUCGCUAUGUCCUCCGCUUUGAUCCAUCGAUCUCCGAUGUGUUAGUUCUCGAGGCCGAUACUCUGUCGGUGAGCGGAAGCGAGGUCAGCGCAACUCACGUUCGCUCCGUAAGUCUAUCAAGUCUGCCAACGGAAGUUGAGUUUCAGACCGAGCCCUACUGGUGGUUCACCCAGUCUACGUCGACCGGAAAGGUUGACAUGACUCGUUGGAAAUUUGGGGAAUAUGAGGCCCGAGGUCAAAACAGCUCUUCUUGUGAUAUCGAAUGGUUCGUCAACUACUGAGAAAACAACGAAUCGAGCUUGCAUGAUCCUUGUCUUAAAUUAUGCUUGAAACAACCAUCAUAGGCUUGUUUUAUUUUAAUAAUAUUUGGACGUUUGC
Dreissena polymorpha is the source of this 1708-nucleotide messenger RNA. RefSeq lists its product as uncharacterized. NCBI's taxonomy places the organism in Eukaryota, Metazoa, Mollusca, Bivalvia, Myida, Dreissenidae. The record is from RefSeq and is a predicted model, not a curated record. The transcript has 5 exons. Bases 40 to 1611 code for a protein of 523 amino acids.